Molecule: messenger RNA, 3079 nt
Organism: Vitrella brassicaformis
Lineage: Eukaryota; Vitrellaceae
Source: the annotation of a GenBank genome assembly
GGCCUCCCUGCUAGAUCGUUCAAGAUGCAUAGAGCCUGCCCAAUAGAGCGUACAAAUGGAACAGAACAAGGCAGCAGAUAUCCGCCCCACACUCAUCCACACAACACACGAAUCCCCCCAAGAAACACCCCUCGACGCCCGCUCAUCCAUCCAUCACAAAUGCCCCCGGCACCAGAGUGAUACCUCCCGUCCCGCCCCCCUGCAGCCCACCACCUCUCGACCUCGCCCCAGGCGCUGGCGUCAGCACCAUCCGCUGACGCCCCUUCUUCUGCGCUUUAGUCAGCCGCAGGGGACCAUUCCGCCGCCUCCGUGAUGAGGGCGGUGGGGCGCGCGACGAUGCAUCGUCAGCUGUGAUGGAGGGAUCGGGCGGGUCGGGCGCCAAGUCGCUGGUGAGAUGCUCCCACUGCUGCUGCUGCUGCUGCUGGAGGACGGGAAAAUCGGCCUGGUGGGCGUCAGCCAUCAUGGCUGGUGCGGCUGGCGCUGCUGGUGCGUUGUCGUCGCACACCAUCUCUGCCGCCUGUGCAGGCCAGAGCGGGGCAUUGGCCACGUCCAUCGCCGGUGUUGCCGCAGCGUGUCCAUGUCCAUACCCGUCCGGCCAGCCACACGCCUCUGCUGCGUGCUGCGGUGAGUGCGCAGCGAAGUAUUGGGGUGGGAUGGGGGGCGGGGGAUGCGGCGCACAGUAGUAGGGCAGCGGGGUGGUGGGCGGCAGCGGCACGGGCAAUGGCGCAUGCGGGUGGGGCAUGGCAGCAGGGGAGGCGGUAAGGUCUUCCUCCGGCUGUUCUCGGUGCUGGUUGAGGAAGCGGAUCAUGUCGUCGUGCGUCAGGCGACGGGCUCCGCCACCACGCAAUAAGCCGGUUGCCUCGGUGAGCUCCUCAUCAGAAGACGCCUACAUACAACCACGCACAUGACAAGUGGACGUGUGCAGACUGAUGGACGUACCACGUGUGCGAGUCUCUGGAGGUAUUUGAGGAAGAGUUUUGCGUCGUGCCACAUGGCCUCGAACUCAGGCAGCAGCUUCUUCAGCAGUCCCAUCAACUUGCUCUGCAUACAACACACAGACACACGGAUGUCAUGACCCAUGCGCAUGUGUACUUUUUUGGAUCUCUGAUCGCCCGCUCACCAUGGAGAAGACCUUUGGCCCCCAUGUGUUUGCGUAUUCCUCCGAUGUGAGCUUCAUGAGCUCCAGGAAGCGCAUGACGUCCUGCGGGCCCCUCCCGCCCAACUCCAUCUCGCCCCCACUGCCCUCCUCAAGACCACCUAUGUAACUCCGUAGCAACACGUGAUAACCUAGUCGACACACACACAAAAAGAGAGAAAGGGAGAAAUGCAGAGGCAUUGCGUGUGCGGCCAUCGCGGCCGUUGGUGUGUACGUUUCGAGUAUCUGAAGUUGGUAGGGAAGAUGGUGUGGUUCCUGAAGAGCGGCAGCAGCAGGAACAGGAGGCAGAAGUCCUCGUAGGUGAAGUUGAGGAUGAUCAGGAAGUGCGCCCCCGGCUUGAGGAAGUGCGUGAGGGUCAGCCAGAUGGCGUGGCUGCGCAGCUUCGUCUCCUCCAGGUAGAUCUCAGAGUCGCCCUUGCCGCGCUUCCGGGGGGCGUGGAUCACCGCACCCAGAUGCACGAUGUCAUACCCACCAACAGGACCUAUACAUACACACACAGAUGGUGGCCAUCCGUGUGUGCCUCUGUGUGUGUACGUGUGUGGUGUUCUCGCAUACUUGGGCUCUGCUCGAUUUUCUGUCGGUUGACGUCCACCGGGUCAGUGAGGUCGGCGUCGAUGACGGUCAUCCGGUCGUGUGCGUACUUCAUGUUGACGCCGCCUUUGGGCCGCACGGGCAGUGUCAGGGCCGUCACCGACUGUACCGAACAGUCCUCGAGCCAAAACUUACAGCAACCACCUACACAGACACACCCACACACCGAACUCGUUUUGCAUCGGGAAGUGUGUGUGAGGGGCGAGGGCGCUGUCACCUGGUGCUGCGCCGAGCUCGAGCACGUGUGCGUUGAAGGGUAUCUCGUUCUUCAGCAGCCCCCCGUCUCGUUUGAAUGCCCGCAUGCCCUGCUCGUAGAUGUAGUAGUAGGCCUCGAUGGACACCUCGGGCGACAGGUCGUUGUUGGGGCAGUUGUUGGUCGAGAACUGGUGCUCUGACCGAUCAUUGACACACACACAGCCACAUAUCCGUAUGAUGUAUGCUCCUCCUCUACUUUUCUCUCAUUUCCGCACCUCUGUAUUUCCAUAUGGCCUGCACACACGGAUCAUUGCGAUUGGCCAGCUCGGCGGCCCUCAGGGACCGGAACGCCUCGCUAAGUUUGAGAGUCUCGGCGAAGAACUCAUCCUUGAAGGGUUCGCGUGGCUUAUUCCCCCUUGGUGCGGCCUGCGUACCUGCACACGCAUUCAGAGAAUAAGGCAGCGGGUGUCAUCGGGUGCACAGGUCUCUCGAUCGCUCACCGUCUGCCACAUCUGGCGUCGGCAGCAGUGGAGGCAGCUCGCCAACGCCCGCAAGAGACUCACCAACCACCCCUCCACCACCCACAGCGUAGCCGGAUCCCUCCCAACCAUAUUGCUCCCACCCAUGGGGUGACCAUCCAGCAGCAUAGUAGUCCCAGUGGCCGUGUGUGUGCGGGGCGGGCGCAGGGGGAGGGGGACAGGGAUGACUGGGCUGAGGCGGCACCGGAGCUGGCACAGACAGGUGAUGGUGCACGUAUGGAUGACAUAAGAAGUCGCCACCGGCAUCAGCAGCAGAUGGUGCCGACAACUGCCAUAUCUCCUCGCUCACACAUGGCGGUGGGUAGACCACCUGCGGCUGUGGCUGAUGGUGAAGGAGAGGGAUUGGCUGUGGAACGAGAUGGUCCUCACCGGAUAGUGCUGUCCUGAUGCGCUUCGACUCCUCGGUGUCACAGACAUCCACGUCGGCCUUCCGUUUCAGCACACAACCGCCUCCGGAGGUGGCUGAAUGGCCGAUGGGCGAGGGAGAGGGAGAGGGGGAGGGAAAGGGGAACAUCCGAUCAACCAACAAUAGCAGUCCAGUGCGUCAGCUGCAUCGAACAAACAUCUGAUGAGAUGGGCAUAGGGAACAUCUCAUCAG